UCAUUCACACACACAUACACACACACACACACACACACACACUCUUUCUCUCUCUCUCCCACUUUCUCACUGGCUACACAGCUUUUGUUAGUGCAUUCAAAUGGCAGAAGCUAUCUUCAUAACUCAGGAUUUGUUAAGCUGCCCAGUCUGUCUGGAUCUGCUGAAGGAUCCGGUGACUGUUCCCUGUGGACACAGUUUCUGUCGGAGCUGUAUUAAUGACUGCUGGGAUCAGGAAGAUCAGAAGGGAUCCUACAGCUGCCCUCAGUGCAGACACACCUUCACUGGAAGACCGGAUCUCAACAAGAACGCCAUGCUGGCUGAACUGGCUGACACACUGAAGAAGACAAAACUCCAAGAUGCUCCUCCUGUUGACUCUUAUGUUGGACCUGGAGAUGUGGAGUGUGACGUCUGCAGUGGGAGAAAACGCAAAGCCGUGAAGUCCUGCCUGGUGUGUCUGCUGUCUUUUUGUGAAGCUCAUGUUCAGAUUCAUGAAUCUCCUGCCUACAAGAAACACAAAUUGGUCGAGGCCUCCGUGAAUCUCCAGGAGAAGAUCUGUCCUCAUCAUGACAAACUUCUAGAGGCAUUCUGUCGCACUGAUCAGAAGCUCAUAUGUCUUCUGUGCAUGGAUUCUCACAUUAGUCAUGAGGUGUCUUCAGCUGAAGCACAACGAAAUGUGAAACAGGCCCAGUUGGCAGACAUCCAAAGGCAGAACACAGAGAGAAUCCAGCAGGGAGACAAGAAGCUGCAGGAGUUAAGAGAGACUAAGGAGUUUCUCCAGCACUCUGCACAGGCAGCAAUGGAGGACAUUGAGAAGUUGUUUACUCAGCUGAUUAAGUCAAUUGAGCAAAGACGCUCACAGCUGAAAGAGCUGAUCAGAGCUCAGGAAAAAACUGAACUGAAUCACAUUGAAGAACUCGUGAGCAAUGUGGAGCAGGAGAUCGCUGAUCUGAGGAGGAGAGACACUGAGCUGGAGCAGCUUUCACACGUAGAUGAUCAUAUUCACUUCCUCCAGAUCUUCCCCUCUGUCUUGGUUGUUCCUCUGGUUACUGACAUAUCCAGUAUCAAAGAAAAGCCCCAGUUUUCUUUAGAAUUUGUGAAGAAAAUUGGCUCUGAGAUGCUCAAACUAACCCAUGAUGACCUGAGUAAUCUUGAAGUGGUCAAAAGAUCUGGAGUUUGCCGUAUCUUGCCAGUGGAACCAAAGACCAGAGAGGAGUUCUUGAAAUAUUCCUGCCAGCUCACACUUAACCCAAACACGGCAAACAGAAGACUUACGAUAUCUAAGAGGAACACAAAAGUAUCAAUUAAACCUCAAUCAUUGGAUGAUUUUGUAAUGUCAUUGAAUGCUGAAUAUGAGGUCACAUGCAGUGAGGGUCUGUCCAAAUGUUGUUAUUGGGAGGUUGAGAGAAAAGGGAAUGUUUCAGUAGUGCUCUCUUAUAAAAACAGCAAGAACAUUAGUGGAGAUGAGGGUUGCUCAUGGCGUUUAACUGCCUCUGGUUCCAAAUUCUACUUCAAUGAUACCUACCUCAAUCAAUCUCAUACAUCAUCCAACAUAGGAGUAUAUCUGGAUCACAAAGCAGGAAUUCUGGCCUUCUACAGUGUCACUGACAAAAUGGAGCUCCUCCACAGAGUCCACACAACGUUCACUCAGCCCCUCUAUCCCCGGUUCAGACUAAAGAAUGUGGACAGUUUUGUUCGAGUUUGUGAUCUCUGUUGAUCGGAGCUGGUGUGAGGUCGCACGUGUCUUCUUCCAGUGAGGCUCUGAGUAGGUCAGCAGAGUGAGAGGAGCAAUCUCAGUAAAACCUUCCUUCUUUUCCACACUACCCCACUGACCUCACUGGAAUACAUGCAGUUGAGUGCAACGUUUUGGUUUUUCCUGAGCAGCUACAGUAACGUGCUGUGAAAGGUUCUCGUCUGAGCUCAGAUUCCACCAAGGAGGGAAGCGAUGUUCUGUUGACUAGACAUAGAUGUUUUUAGGAUCUUCUGUUGGUAAAAAGUGUGUAGAAAUUGUUACAUUGGCAGAAGGUGGCAAUUGUCCCAAAUGGCACUCUGUAGUUGCCCCUGCAAGACUAGAUAUCACAUGGCAGCCUCUAGAUAACCUAUCACUGUUAUCUAAACAUGAAACUUGUACACGCUUCAAUUUUUGCAGUAAGAGACUUGUUCCAAUAUUCUUUAGACUAUUUCCUCAUAAUCACAAUUUCUGUAAACAUCAUCCAUGUGCCAGCAAAUAAAAUGUAUUUGACUUGA
Messenger RNA from Electrophorus electricus (electric eel), 2244 nucleotides. RefSeq names its product E3 ubiquitin/ISG15 ligase TRIM25-like. Gene Ontology annotation, molecular function: zinc ion binding; protein binding. The record is from RefSeq and is a predicted model, not a curated record. NCBI's taxonomy places the organism in Eukaryota, Metazoa, Chordata, Actinopteri, Gymnotiformes, Gymnotidae.